Messenger RNA from Mycosarcoma maydis (corn smut), 933 nucleotides. RefSeq lists its product as uncharacterized. The coding region runs from base 1 to 933 and encodes 310 amino acids. Lineage: Eukaryota; Fungi; Basidiomycota; Ustilaginomycetes; Ustilaginales. Gene Ontology annotation, molecular function: L-cystine transmembrane transporter activity. The record is from RefSeq and is a predicted model, not a curated record. The transcript has a single exon. Gene Ontology annotation, cellular component: vacuolar membrane; fungal-type vacuole. Gene Ontology annotation, biological process: L-cystine transport.
AUGGCGGUCAUCUCGCGCACGAUAGCCUCGACGAUUUCACGCGUGGCUGGACGGCAGCCAUCUUGGAUUCUCACCUCGCUCUCGCAGCUGCUAGGGUGGAUCUACACGCUUGCGUGGUCGCUGUCGUUCUAUCCACAAGUGAUUCACAACUACACGCACCGUUCCACAGUCGGGCUCUCGACGGAUUUCGUGUUUCUGAAUGCGCUAGGACACACGUCGUAUCUCGUGUAUAACGCUCUGCUCUAUCUGUACGAGCCGGUUCGACGCGCAUAUCGUAAGACGCACUCUGGGAGGGACAACGUCGUGCAAUUCAACGACCUCAUCUUCUCGCUCCACGCAGCAUUGCUUGCUCUGAUCACGCUGGCGCAAUACCUCGUCUACAAGAAGCCAAAUCAACACGUCUCACGAAGCGUUCAGCUUUCGCUGGCAGCUACGUUGACUGUCGUCGUCUUGCUAGCUGGUGCAAGGCGCUUGAAGCUCGUUUCAUGGCUCGACAUUGUGGCUUGUGCUUCGACGAUCAAACUCGGCGUGACGUUGACAAAGUAUCUACCGCAGAUCAAGCUCAACAGGGAUCGACAGAGUACCGAUGGGUUUGCCAUCGAAAACGUUCUCUUGGAUCUUACAGGUGGCGUGCUCAGCUUAGCACAACUGAUCAUCGACGCCGUUUGGAUCCAGCACAGCUGGUCCGACGUCACCGGCGAUUGGGGAAAGCUAGGCUUGGCUCUCUUGAGCAUCGCUUUCGAUAUCAUCCUCACGUGGCAGCAUUAUGCGCUAUACGCCCAUCCACACCUCGAUCACGAGCACCACCACCAUGUCGACCCAGAUCAAGUGCAUUACACCCACCCCGCAUACGCCUCCACAUCCUCCAAUACUACUUCAUCUCCACCGUCCAAUGAUGAAAACGCCACCGAAUCGUCAUCGCUACUCGGAUAG